Tauraco erythrolophus (red-crested turaco) is the source of this 963-nucleotide messenger RNA. Its product is annotated as aquaporin-7. Gene Ontology annotation, cellular component: basolateral plasma membrane; plasma membrane. The record is from RefSeq and is a predicted model, not a curated record. Gene Ontology annotation, biological process: glycerol transmembrane transport; water transport. Lineage: Eukaryota; Metazoa; Chordata; Aves; Musophagiformes; Musophagidae. Gene Ontology annotation, molecular function: glycerol channel activity; urea transmembrane transporter activity; water channel activity.
AUGGAAGAUAAUGGGUUUGGUUUAGCAGGCAGUUGCUUAAUGUGUGGUGGAAAAUCCAGUAAAAUCGUUGUAAGGAGCUCCCGUGGCUGCAGAGCGGAGCUGGAGAGCAACAUGCUGGAGAAGAUUCAGAAGGCGCUCACGAUUCGUAGCGGCACCAUCAGGGAGAUGCUGGCAGAAGCGCUGGGGAUGUUCAUCCUCAUGGUCUUUGGCUUGUCUUCUGUGGCGCAAGUGGUACUUGGAAGAGGAGACUUUGGGCAGCAUCUGAGCAUCAAUUUGGGAUUUGGCAUUGGUGUUACCUUGGGCAUCCAUGCAGCUGGAGGAAUCUCUGGAGCUCAUCUGAACGCUGCCAUCACCCUUACACACUGCAUUUUAGGAAACCUCCCCUGGAGAAAGCUCCCAGCUUAUCUGAUGGGCCAGUUCCUGGGCUCCUUUACAGCAGCAGCCACCGUCUUUGCCCUCUACUACGAUGCUCUGUACGAUUACACCAAGGGGAACUUCACAGUGACAGGACCAACCGCCACAGCGUCGAUCUUCGCCACUUAUCCUGCUCCUCAUGUAUCUUUGCUGGGGGGCUUCUUCACAGAGUUUAUGGCGACAGCGAUGCUGCUCCUGGGCAUUCUGGUCAUUCACGACGAGAAAAACAACGGAGCCCUGAAAGGCACGCAGGCCUUGCUCACGGGUAUCCUGGUCCUGGGCAUCGGCCUGGGGAUGGGGAUGAACACAGGCUACGCCAUAAACCCCUCUCGGGACCUGCCCCCCAGGGUCUUUACAGCAAUUGCUGGCUGGGGAAUGGACGUCUUCACGGCUGGACAUCACUGGUGGUGGGUCCCACUCACAGCUCCGGUUCUGGGAAGUCUUGCUGGUGUUCUAAUUUACAAACUCUUCAUUGAUCUUCACAAUCGACCUGUCCUGGAAAGUCUAAAUGAGAAAGGACAGCCAGCGGUGCAGAUUUCUACAUUGUGA